Molecule: messenger RNA, 1101 nt
Organism: Corticium candelabrum
Lineage: Eukaryota; Metazoa; Porifera; Homoscleromorpha; Homosclerophorida; Plakinidae
Exons: 1
Coding region: 205-1101 (298 amino acids)
Source: RefSeq, a predicted model, not a curated record
GAUUUGCAAGCAGAAUUACUGGGAACAAAACCACGAAUUCACCUCAAGCCAGAUGCUGUCCCAACAAUUUUCACUUUCACCUCCAAACGAAAACAACGAUCAACAGGACAGAAACGAAGACACAAUCAGGUUACUAUUUACUGUCUGUUUCAAUCAACCUGUCACUUAGAGCAGACCCUGUUGAUGUAGGCCCUUACUGAAGUAAUGAAACAACAUGCUAAGGUUGCUAGAGUGCCUGACUCUGAUGAUGAUUAUGAGCACCACCAAGAAAUCGACAAAGAAAACAAUUCUCCUGGAACCAAAGCACGUGAAUUUUGUGAUGCUUCAACGCAAUAUGAUCUUAGACACCUGGCUGAAACAAAGGAACAUUCAUACUGUGUGAGAGAAUCUUCACCAAUUCCCGAGGACAUGCAUUCUAGUCAACUUCAGCCACCACAAAUUGCCCCAUGGUUAGUAACACCAGUAACUGACAGUUGUCAGUCCACAGAGUCUGAUGAAGAGGCACAUUCUCCUAAUACAGACAGUGAAACAGAGAAAUACUGCGUCUUUGACACAUCUUGUACUUCACAAGAUUCGGAUAUCGAAAUGGGUGGUCAAGAGGACCAAAAAUUCAUUGUUUUCAGAAAUUCCUUGAGUGAACUGUUCCGAUUCUGCCCAACAUGUGGCUCUUCUGUAGUCAGCCAAUCAGAAUCAACAAGUGGAACAAUGUUAGUAGUAAAAAUGGAGUGCUCAAAAGGGCAUAAUGUAAACUGGCAGUCCCAACCACUUGUUGCUGGUCUACCUGCCGGAAAUCUUAUAACCGCAGCAGGGAUUCUGUUGUCAGGAGGAACAUUCAGCAAAUUCAGCCACUUUGCUCAAAUCAUAAAAUUGCAAUUCAUCUCGGAAUCAUCAUUUUAUCGAUUGCAAGAUGAAUGCCUGUGUCCUGUGGUUAAUGAAACGUGGAAGAGUCACCAGGAAUCUAUACUAGAAAACUUCAAAGACAACCCUUUACACCUACUGGGAGAUGGACGAUGUGACAGCCCUGGAUAUUCCGCUAAAUAUUGUACAUAUACUCUAGUGGAGCAAGAUACAGGGCUUACUGUUGAUUUUCAGUUGGUGUAG